Messenger RNA from Cydia pomonella (codling moth), 8832 nucleotides. Its product is annotated as NBAS subunit of NRZ tethering complex-like. Gene Ontology annotation, biological process: retrograde vesicle-mediated transport, Golgi to endoplasmic reticulum. The coding region runs from base 256 to 8781 and encodes 2841 amino acids. Lineage: Eukaryota; Metazoa; Arthropoda; Insecta; Lepidoptera; Tortricidae. Gene Ontology annotation, cellular component: endoplasmic reticulum membrane; Dsl1/NZR complex. The record is from RefSeq and is a predicted model, not a curated record. The transcript has 42 exons. Gene Ontology annotation, molecular function: SNARE binding.
UAAUAUUAUGAAUACAUUUUCUUCAAAUGUAAUUAAAACCUUGGAUAAAAUAAAAAAGCACAUUAGUUACUACGGGUUUUGAACAAGCCCUUCAGGACAAUCACAACGUCAAUACUUUUCUGUCACUGUCAAAAACAUACGUUCAAUAUCGUGAACACUGAAAUAUUUUCAAUUUUGUUAAAUAUUUCAGUGUAAUAUGGCAUACAAAUCAUCGUUACCCAUUUGAACAGUUUAUUAGUAUCAAAUAGCUUCACAAUGGAAGAAAACAAGUCCAUUUUACACGAAUUGUACGUGUUUUCUGAAUGGAAACCAGAACCCGAAUACAUCCAAAAACCGGAUAAUAUUCUUCCGGAAAAUAUAUCAGCUCUCUGGCGAUGGCUGAAGUUUUUCGGACCUAAAAAGAGCCUUAUUGACAGCAUAGCAGCAUGCAAGGAAAGACAACAGAAGUGGCACAUAGCGCUCGGGGACGAAGGCAAGGUGAUUGCAGUCCUGACUGAUAAUAUUCUGGAGAUCAGGACCAAGCGCUCCGAGUAUGCCACCAUAGCAGCUCGGACUACAGUGUCUCGAGAUGCAUAUCCCCAGUGGCGGAAGCUGGUGUGGAGUCCGGACUGCUCAUUCCUGGCCAUGGCUUAUGGGAAUGGUGUGGUCAGCUUCUUUGAUCUGACUGCUUCUAAUCUCUUCAAUAUACCAGCUGACUGCACAAGGCCGGGAGGGCUGGAGUGUACAGACAACACUCAUGCUGUAGCCGACAUCAUUUUCAUGCCCCUGAGGGUAAAGGAUAACAAAUGGAACUGGGAGGUCCUGGUAGUGACAUACGACGGCCGCAUCCGCGGGUUCCUCAUAUCCGUAGAGGGCUGCGAGCUGCACCACUCCUUUAGUUUCCCCGGCGGCGCCGGCACCGCCGUCCACUGCUCCACGCACGCCACGCUGCUGGUCGCCGGGCUGCCGAGGGCUGCAGUCAAGGACCCCUCCUCGCCCCUCAGUGCUGGCAUCACCGCCUGGCGCAUACUGAACGAAGCGCCCUGGUACAAGCUCUCUGUGGUAUCCGAUCAGUUGGAGACACAGCUAGCCAACCAGGGCUUCCAGUUCUAUGUACCCUUCGUGUCUGCUAAAAACCUGGCCUUCAUAGUCCAAAUGGUGGUAUCCCCGGACAACUCCAAGCUGGUCUGCCUCCACUGCAACGGCGACAUCACAGUAUGGCGUCUGCCGCUCCUCAAGCUGCUGCACCGCUACCCGCUGGCCUCGCAGCCUCAGUGCAACCUCCAGAACCCGCUCGUGAAGCAAGAGAAUGAUGCCUUAUCGCACCUUGCGGGCGAUGUCAGCUGGUGGAGUGACGAGGAAGUGAUUCUGUCUCGGUUCAGCGGCGCCGUGUCGGUGUGCAGCGUAGAGAACAUGGUCAACAUCCUCGGCAAGAAACCGGAGUUCUUCCAAGGUGCCCCGAGGGUGACAAUGGCGCACGCCGGAACGUUCAUGGUGCUGGAGUGCGAGGCCACCGUGCUGCCCUCCAAGAGGGCGCGCAGCGACGACAGCCUGGAAAUGGUACAAAUCGAACCGGACACGGAAGACACAAUGUUGGAUCUGACUCGGGAGCUGUUCAAAACGAUCAUGUUCGCUAUAACCGACAUGGAGACGUUCCAGCCGCGGCCGCGGAGGGUCACGGUGGUCGCCCGCGUGUACAGGUUACUUGGAGUUCGGAGUACCACGCCGCAGGAGCUGUUUUCUAGAAAGAUCGAGAGCGGCAACUACAAUGAGGCCUUGGCCCUAGCCGAGGAGUUUGGGCUGGACAGCGACUUGGUGUACCAGCAGCAGUGGCGCAAGAACACAGUCUCCACCGACGCCAUACAGAAGUACCUGAGUAAAGUGUCGAAAAAGAUCUGGGCGGUGCACCAGUGCGUGGACCGACUGCCAGAAACUCUGCCGGCUGCCAAGGAACUACUGCAGUUCGGUCUCAAGCUGACCAACGAGGAGAUACUUCAUGAAAUAAAUAAGGACAAGGAGGAGAAGAUCGAAGACCCAGAUUUGAUAGAAUUAUCGGACCUGAAUGCGUACACCAGCGAACUGCUUCGCUGCCGACAUGUGAUGCUGUUUUAUAGGCAGCGCGUCUCGCUCUAUGAAGCAAUACUCCGGUGUGAGAAAUCCACGUACGUGAAAGACGAAUACGACCGUCUCCGCGCCAACAGCCUGGUGCACAGCUGCGUGGAGCUGGCCAAGGAGGGCCGCCUGCGCGCGCUGGCGUGCCUGUGGCCGCACGUGGGGGCGGCGCGCGGGCAGCUGGCCGUGCUGGAGAGCCUGCCCGAGACCAUCAGCCCGCUGCUGUACCGGCACCUGCUGCCGGCGGCCGGCCGCGCCCAGUGGGAGACCACUCCGGCCAAGCUGGAGGACUAUGAGAGUGAUUGGUGCAGGAAGGAAAUAUUCAGAUCAAUUUGGAGCUCGAACUGGUCUGAAGACAGCUCGCCGGACUCCGAGACGGCCGCUGCUAACGACGACAUAUCGCAGUGGUACGAGAAGCGCGCGCGUGAGAUCGAAGCCAAGAGCGGCCUCGCGUCGCACGCGCUCACGCUCGCCACCAUCGCGGCCGAGGCCGGCGGGGUGCCCGGCCUCGACGGCCUCAUCUUCCACCUGCUCACCCUGGACGUCCUGCUGUACGACCUCAAUGUGGAGGGGGUGACGCUGGACCAACUGGAGAAGCUUAGCGCGCUGGAGACUUGCGGUCUGCUCAUGAAGGUGUCGACGCCGAAAACGUUCGUGGCGGACCUGAAGCAGUUCGUGAUCCCAUUCCUGAAGCGUUAUGAGACCCUGACGAAGCGCGCCGACUGCGUGGUUCAAGGACUCAUGGACUACCUGGAGAGCGUCAGUGUGGACGACCUAUCGUCUAUAUUACUGGUCCUACAAUCCCCGAACGAGUUCGAGCUGGACGUCCGCACGCACCUGGACCUGGCUGAGAAGUGUCUGUACGCGUACAACGGGACGGAACAGCUGGACAAGGCGUGCGACUUGCUCGACACCAUACUCAAGGAAACCGACGGAAGCAUCUCCGAAAGCGAGCUGAUCCGGCGAUGCGCCGAGCUAGAGAAGCUAGUGGCCGCUAGCAGCCUGAUCAACUGGCGAGGGGUGCGGGUCACCGUUCAGGAGUUAAGAGAAAUGCCACGAGACAAAGAGCGCGCGAGGAUGCUGCUCGCCAGAGUGGCCAGAGACAAAAACCGCGAAGAGAAAUGGACGCAGCAGGAGUGGGAGAAACUGCUGAAAGACUUGCUGGAGUUGCAGUCGACCUUACUCAACUGUGUCAGCAAGGAAGAGGUUUAUGAGAUCUACGCUUCAUCUCUCCUGACGUCCGGCGACGAAGCCAGCAUCAAGCUGGCGUCGACAGUGCUGUCCUGCGGAGGCGGCGCCCCCUCGCGCCUGAUCCCCGCGGCGCGCUCGGCGCAGCUGGCGGCGGCCUGCGCUCGCGAGUACUUCAACUCCAGCGGGGAACUACAAGAGCCGGCGCUGCAGCGAGCCAAGUCAGUACAUUAUACUUCAACAGUGCUGUCCUGCGGAGGCGGCGCCCCCUCGCGCCUGAUCCCCGCGGCGCGCUCGGCGCAGCUGGCGGCGGCCUGCGCUCGCGAGUACUUCAACUCCAGCGGGGAACUACAAGAGCCGGCGCUGCAGCGAGCCAAGUCAGUACAUUAUACUUCAACAGUGCUGUCCUGCGGAGGCGGCGCCCCCUCGCGCCUGAUCCCCGCGGCGCGCUCGGCGCAGCUGGCGGCGGCCUGCGCUCGCGAGUACUUCAACUCCAGCGGGGAACUACAAGAGCCGGCGCUGCAGCGAGCCAAGUCAGUACAUUAUACUUCAACAGUGCUGUCCUGCGGAGGCGGCGCCCCCUCGCGCCUGAUCCCCGCGGCGCGCUCGGCGCAGCUGGCGGCGGCCUGCGCUCGCGAGUACUUCAACUCCAGCGGGGAACUACAAGAGCCGGCGCUGCAGCGAGCCAAGUCAGUACAUUAUACUUCAACAGUGCUGUCCUGCGGAGGCGGCGCCCCCUCGCGCCUGAUCCCCGCGGCGCGCUCGGCGCAGCUGGCGGCGGCCUGCGCUCGCGAGUACUUCAACUCCAGCGGGGAACUACAAGAGCCGGCGCUGCAGCGAGCCAAGUCAGUACAUUAUACUUCAACAGUGCUGUCCUGCGGAGGCGGCGCCCCCUCGCGCCUGAUCCCCGCGGCGCGCUCGGCGCAGCUGGCGGCGGCCUGCGCUCGCGAGUACUUCAACUCCAGCGGGGAACUACAAGAGCCGGCGCUGCAGCGAGCCAAGUCAGUACAUUAUACUUCAACAGUGCUGUCCUGCGGAGGCGGCGCCCCCUCGCGCCUGAUCCCCGCGGCGCGCUCGGCGCAGCUGGCGGCGGCCUGCGCUCGCGAGUACUUCAACUCCAGCGGGGAACUACAAGAGCCGGCGCUGCAGCGAGCCAAGUCAGUACAUUAUACUUCAACAGUGCUGUCCUGCGGAGGCGGCGCCCCCUCGCGCCUGAUCCCCGCGGCGCGCUCGGCGCAGCUGGCGGCGGCCUGCGCUCGCGAGUACUUCAACUCCAGCGGGGAACUACAAGAGCCGGCGCUGCAGCGAGCCAAGUCAGUACAUUAUACUUCAACAGUGCUGUCCUGCGGAGGCGGCGCCCCCUCGCGCCUGAUCCCCGCGGCGCGCUCGGCGCAGCUGGCGGCGGCCUGCGCUCGCGAGUACUUCAACUCCAGCGGGGAACUACAAGAGCCGGCGCUGCAGCGAGCCAAGUCAGUACAUUAUACUUCAACAGUGCUGUCCUGCGGAGGCGGCGCCCCCUCGCGCCUGAUCCCCGCGGCGCGCUCGGCGCAGCUGGCGGCGGCCUGCGCUCGCGAGUACUUCAACUCCAGCGGGGAACUACAAGAGCCGGCGCUGCAGCGAGCCAAGUCAGUACAUUAUACUUCAACAGUGCUGUCCUGCGGAGGCGGCGCCCCCUCGCGCCUGAUCCCCGCGGCGCGCUCGGCGCAGCUGGCGGCGGCCUGCGCUCGCGAGUACUUCAACUCCAGCGGGGAACUACAAGAGCCGGCGCUGCAGCGAGCCAAGUCAGUACAUUAUACUUCAACAGUGCUGUCCUGCGGAGGCGGCGCCCCCUCGCGCCUGAUCCCCGCGGCGCGCUCGGCGCAGCUGGCGGCGGCCUGCGCUCGCGAGUACUUCAACUCCAGCGGGGAACUACAAGAGCCGGCGCUGCAGCGAGCCAAGUCAGUACAUUAUACUUCAACAGUGCUGUCCUGCGGAGGCGGCGCCCCCUCGCGCCUGAUCCCCGCGGCGCGCUCGGCGCAGCUGGCGGCGGCCUGCGCUCGCGAGUACUUCAACUCCAGCGGGGAACUACAAGAGCCGGCGCUGCAGCGAGCCAAGUCAGUACAUUAUACUUCAACAGUGCUGUCCUGCGGAGGCGGCGCCCCCUCGCGCCUGAUCCCCGCGGCGCGCUCGGCGCAGCUGGCGGCGGCCUGCGCUCGCGAGUACUUCAACUCCAGCGGGGAACUACAAGAGCCGGCGCUGCAGCGAGCCAAGUGCGCGUUGUCCCUGAUCCAAGACGAGAACGAGGAGAUACAGCAGGAGUUGGACCUCAUCGCUUCCUUGGAGAUACUGAGCGCCUUCAAUUUGGACAUACUCCCUAUUCAAGUUCGUCUGUGCGAAGAUAGAUUGACGCUGAUAGAAAAGUGUCUGCAGUCGGACCCGAACGCCUAUAUGGCGAGCAGCAAACUGCUGAAACUCGCCAAGUUGCUGCGGGUGGCCGGCGACGACGAGCAGGCCAGGGAAGGGCUCGUCCUCCAGCUGGUCGCUUCGGCGGCCGUGGCGGCCGGCGCGGGGGGCUGCGCGGCGGCCGCGGGCGCCGCGCGCCGCCUGGCCGCGCUGCGCUGCGCGCCCGCCGCGCCGCUGCUGGCGCACGUGGCGCGCGGCGCCCGCGCCCACGCCGACACCGGCGCCAGGAGGGACUUGUACGCGGCCGCGGCCACCUACGCCGACCCGAAGGCUAUCGAAGAGAUUCUCAGAGAUAGACUGUCGCUGGAACUAGAGGGGCUGCAGCAGACGGCCGCCGCGGCGCGCGAGCACGCCAGCCUGGCGGAGCGCUGGCCUUCGACGGACGAUGAGUUCUCUGACGCCAUCACCACGCCCGUGAUCGAGAAGAAAGACCUGGUGGCUCCGGUUGAGAAAAAAGUCCCGCUGUUCAACUACCUGCUGGACACGUUCCAGAACAAGUUCUCCGGAGGUGACCCGAAGCCCCAACCAACCGACGCAUCGGAUCACGCCAUCUACUGCCAAGAGUUCUACCGCACCCUGUACCCCGAGCACCAGACAUCAGACAGCUACUACAACUACACCUCCUUCAGCGCCCCCAACCCGCACGAGCAGAGCGUGGCGCAGGCCGUGCUCAAGUGGUACUACGUGCAGAACUGUCUGGACAACUGCACACCCCAUCUCGAGGGCGAAGUGGUCCAAAAAGUCGCCGAAGAGCUCCUGAAUAAGGACACGGCCCUGAGUGUGGCGUGUCUCCUGCGCUCGGCGCGCGACGCCCGCCCGUGGGAGCGGCGCCACUCCCGCGCCGCGCUGAGCGCCGCCCUGUACGCCAACGUGCUGGAGUGCUCGGCGCCGGACCUCAGGGACAACGUGUAUCUCACCAAACCGGACCAGCUAGCCCGAAUGACCCUGGAAGGGCAGACCGCGUCCGACGAGCAGAUGGAGGUGAUCCGCCGCUGCCUCGCCAAGCUCGGCGGCUGCGGGCACGUGCAGCGGGUCAGGGCGCUCGGGCUGCGCGUCGACGGGCGGCUGUUCGCGGCCGACCCCGACUACCGCCAGGAGAUUGUUUAUAGGCUGGCCAGGUCCCCAAACCCCGAGCACCUAGAGCUAGCAUGUUCCCUGGCUUCCAAAUACGACCUGGACGCCUUAGAAGUGUGGCUGCAGCACGCGGAAAGCGACCCUACGCUCUCCAGCUUAGUUUCAAGUUUACCUUGCAGCGACGCUACUACUCAUUCUCGAAUCCGCGAAGGCCUCUGGCCGAAGAUCAACGGCUCCAACCACCACGCGCUGAUCAACUUCUUCACCAUCCUGAAGGGUGUCGACGAGAAACCUCCGCUGUGGGGCCUCACGGCGGCUGAACACAUCAAGCUGCUGAAGAAAGUCAAGGCUGCUUCUAAUGAGUUGGACUACAAGAUCCUCCUCGAGCCUGCCUCAGAAGCCGAGUUCACUUCACACAUCUUAUCCGUUAUGCGGCCCGAAACCGCUGGCAUGGUCACCAAGCUACUACGGACCUUGCCUCCGGCUUUCCAUCUGCCUCUACCGGUCCACACGCUCUACACCAUGUGGCUCACUAAUUACUUCUUCAGUGAGCCAAGUAACGGUUCAUCAAGCAACAAGAAAUGGAUGCAACGCUACCGUCAAUGCGCCAGCUACUUCAACAAGCUCGCCAAGAAGGAACUACUGCGGUUCCUAGCCGACACCUGCUUCAGCGAGCAGGCUCGACAGCGGGUUCCGGCAGGCACGCGCAGUCUGAUGCUGAUGCAGGCCGUGGACUACUGCCAACAGGAGCAGGAGAAUGACUACAAGUUCACCAAGGACGAAAUGUCAUGGACGCAAGUCGGGCAAGAGCUGACCCGCUGGGCGCGAUUCUUAGAGAACUAUCACUCGGACACCAUACAGGGCAUCAUAGAGCACAGUAACGUGCCCCGCGACGAGAUAUGGCCGGAGAUAGAACAGAGCCACGGCGACCCGACAACGCUCGUCCCACUAGUGGGCCGCCUGGUGUUGGCCGGGCUGGGCUCGGCGCCGCUCGGCACGGUGCUGCAGUGCCUGCACAUAGCCACCGACGCGGCCGGCGUGCUGCGGCAUCUGGCUGACACGUGUGGACCGAGUGAAGUAGGGACCCUCGUGACCCGCAUAAUCCAGUACCACAAGGAAGGCAUCAAGCUGGAGCAGGAGGUGAUCGAGGCCGCCCUGCUGCAGGCCGCCGCGGCCGGCCUGCCGCCGCACCGCCAGGUCGGGCUGCUGGCGCUGCGCGACCUGGAGCCGCUCCACCACUCAGAAGACCUGGCUAAAGUGGCUCAGUACACUGUGGACUUGAUAAAGACGGAGUUCAGCAACGAGGAGUACGCUCAGGAGUUGACGGAGGAAAUGCUGAUGACGGACGACGGCAGACGAGAGGCCUUCACCCAACUCCUAGAACUGGCGGAGACCUUCGCUCGCAAGAAGGCGCUCGCAGACGUGGUCAACUGCUGGCCUCCCAGCAGGGACAGCGAGUCCCGCAGCAUCCAAUUCCUGUACAUUCAGAAUCUACUCUCUGACUGCGACCAGCACGAGCCGCGGGUGGUCAUCAAGCUGCUGCUGCGGCGACCACAACUCACACAACAGGAAGUAAAAUGGCUGACCUCGGACGUGUCGGGCCUGUCGAUCAUCAGUUCGCUGUGGGUAGUGGUGCUCGCCAAGUGCGACCGGGACCAGCUGCUGUGGCUGGCCCUCAAACACAAGGAUUACCUCGCGAUGAUGGAAAUAGAGGACGACCUAAUCAAAGAACUGCUCGACAAUGAUUACUUUAUCAUGAUAGUCCCAACCCCGCUCUACUCCGCCGCCAUUAACUACAUCGUAGGCAGCGAGUCCACGGAACAAAACGCCGGCGUUUAUUCCAUACAGUGGGCCGUCUGUGAGCUGUGCAAACAUAGCUACAUCGCCGAGGCUGGCCAGCUGCAGUUGAUGGCGAUGGGUGUGCCCGCGGCUCUGCGCGGCUUCACGCCAUCUGUUGUGUAUUGUAAGAACUUGUUUAAGAAGUAAUGUAUUAGGUUAAGGGAUGUAAGUUAUUGAAUUAUUAAAUGGUGCAAUCGG